AAUGUGAUUGUGUCAAGUGAUCCAGAAGUUGCAUUUAAAGAUGCAGAUGUUGCAAUAUUUCUAGGAGCAAUGCCUCGAAAACCAGGAAUGGAAAGAAGUGAUCUCUUGUAAAUGAACAGAGAAAUAUUUAUACAAUAGGUUUAAUAUUGAAUUUAUUAAUACAGGGUUAAAUCUUAAAUGAAUAAGCUAAAACAACUUUUAAAGUUUUAGUUGUGGCAAAUCCUAGCAAUACUAAUUGUGCUACUUUGGCUCAUUAGUGUACUAAAAUCCCAUAAUAAAAUUUUACAUCUCUUAUGUAAUUAGAUCACAAUAGAUGUGUCUCGACUGUAUGAUAAUUCUUAGUAUUUUAGCUCGCAAGAGAAGCCAAUACAACUAUUGAUUAAAUCAAAAGAGUGAUU
Molecule: messenger RNA, 398 nt
Organism: Paramecium sonneborni
Lineage: Eukaryota; Ciliophora; Oligohymenophorea; Peniculida; Parameciidae
Source: the annotation of a GenBank genome assembly